GCCGAACUUCUAUUCUCUAUCUUUAUUCCUCAUUGUCUGAUAAAUUGUAACAAAAAGGUACCCUCCAGCACCUCCGGCCUGCAGAACCACAUGCUGGGCAUCCUGCUGUGCACCUGGUUGAUUCCCAGCGUGGCGGCCGACGUGCACGCCGUCUGGUACGAGAAGUGGGCGAUCUUCGAGGCGCGCGAGCGCAACGGUGUGUAUGACUACAAGGCGCUGCUGGGAGCGCUGGUCCUGGUCGAGAUCCCCUGGUUCCUGGGCCUGUUCACCCUCAUCUUCCUCAUGACCCUCUGGACCUUCGGCUUCGCCAGCACCGCCAGCAUCGCCGGCGUUGUGUACGGCAUGUACCUGCUGUUCGCGCUCUUCGGCCUCGGCGUCAUCUACCUCAUGGCGGCCUUGUUCCCCGACGCCACGAUGGCCGGCUAUGCCAUGUCGCUCUUCCGGGUGACGGUCCUCAUGUUCUCCGGCGCUGCGAGCCCCCACGGCGCCCUCAACGACUUCUACCGCCCCUGGCUCUGGUGGGCCGACCCGCUCACCUACUUCUUCGAGGCCACCGUCUCCACGGUCGUCCACGACGUGCAGGUGCAGUGCACGUCGACCGAGUUGGCUGUCUUCGACGUCCCCAACGGCACCUGCCGCGAGUAUCUGGGGCCCUACCUCGACAACAACCCGGGCUACCUGCUCAAUCCCUCGGCCGUCCAGGCGUGCGCGGUCUGUCCGUACUCGGUGGGGGACGAGUACGCCCGCUCGCUGCACUUUUAUUUUGGGGCCCGUGGCCGCGACGCGGGCGUGUUCCUCGCGUUCUGCGUGACGAACUUCGUGCUAUUGUUUGCGGUGACUUGGUUGACGCGCGUGCAGAUGCGGAAGUGGCGGAGGUGAAGACGCGGUGGGAUGGAGCGGGGGGAUAUAGAGCUAGAGAGGAGAGUAAUUAUAGAUAAAACAAGAGAAAGAAGCUUCACGUGAGAAGAGAGAAGGCCUAGAUCCUAUGAUGAUAGUGAUCGUAGCGAAAAGGUGGUUACUUGAAUCAGGUUACCAUUCGAAGGCGAUCUAAUGAACCUCAG
Molecule: messenger RNA, 1061 nt
Organism: Aspergillus aculeatinus CBS 121060
Lineage: Eukaryota; Fungi; Ascomycota; Eurotiomycetes; Eurotiales; Aspergillaceae
Exons: 1
Coding region: 91-879 (262 amino acids)
Cellular component (GO): membrane
Molecular function (GO): ABC-type transporter activity
Source: RefSeq, a predicted model, not a curated record